GUCAAAGAUACGCAGAGAAACGGGCUGCUGGUGGUGAAGAUGGCGGAUGGGGACAGUGGCAGUGAGCGCGGUGGCAGUAGCGGCGGCGGUGGCGGCGGCGGCAGCAGCGGCGGUGGAGGUGGUGGUGGAGGGGGAGGCAGCGGGUUUCAGCAUUACCAGCGGGAACCGGAGACCCAGGAGCUUGCAUCGAAGCGGUUGGACAUCCAGAACAAACGCUUCUACCUUGAUGUGAAGCAGAACGCCAAAGGCCGGUUCAUCAAAAUCGCCGAGGUGGGCGCCGGGGGCUCAAAAAGUCGACUGACCCUCUCCAUGUCAGUCGCGGCAGAGUUCCGCGACUACCUGGGGGAUUUCAUAGAGCACUACGCCCAGCUGGGGCCUAGCACCCCGGAGCAGAUCGCACAGUCUUCCGGCGGGGAUGACACCGGGCCUAGACGGGCCUUGAAGAGCGAGUUCCUGGUGCGCGAAAACCGCAAAUACUACCUCGACCUAAAGGAGAACCAGCGGGGUCGGUUUCUCCGGAUCCGGCAGACCGUCAACCGAGGCCCCGGCUUCGGAGUUGGAGUGGGUGGCAUCCCGGGGGCUGGCAUGCAGGCCGGACAAACCAUCGCUCUCCCUGCCCAGGGCUUAAUAGAGUUCCGCGACGCCUUGGCCAAGUUGAUAGACGACUACGGGGGAGAUGAGGAGGAUCUCGCCGGCGGCGGAGGGGCAGGGGGCUACAGCGAGCUCCCCGAGGGCACCUCGAUCAUGGUGGACUCCAAGCGGUUCUUCUUCGACGUGGGAUCCAACAAGUACGGAGUUUUCUUGAGGGUGAGCGAGGUGAAGCCCAGUUAUAGAAACUCUAUAACAAUCCCGUUCAAGGCGUGGAGCAAGUUCGGCGGAGCGUUCAGCCGCUACGCCGAGGAGAUGAAAGAGAUCCAGGAGCGGCACCGGGAUAAGAUGUACGAGAGGAGAGCCGGAGAGGAGUCCGAGGGCGAAGACGUGGACGACGAUUGACGGAUGGAUGGAUGGAUGGUAGAGCUGGCCUGCUCGUGAUGAAGCUGACAACAUGACGAAAAGCCUGGAGAUAAAUAGAGAAUCUGACAUAAAGGAACGACUAUUGUGUGCAUGACGAAUCGAACUUUAAAAUGCUAAAACAACGGAGUAAAAAAAAAAAAAAAUAGUAUAUUUGACUGAGAAAAUAAUGUCUAUAUAAGAAAAUCAUGUUCUAAAGUUUAGGUGGAUGUUAUAGAUAAAUGAGUGCGGACGGCGUUAGUCAGCUCCUGUAUAAGAUUCCCCAUUGAUAAAAUAUAUAUAUAGGUAUAUCUAUAUAUAAAUAUCUAUAUAUAGAUAUAUUGAUUGUCUAUUUGAUAACCUCACACAUGUAGUCCAGCAACUUAAGUUUCAUGCAGCAGUUCCCAGCAACACUUCCUGGUUGAUAUCCAGCGGUAACAGCUCACCUGGCUCUGACCUGUUUUCUGUGAAAUUAUGAAAGGAAGUGGUGCGUAUUUUGGAGUGAGACAAGAGCGCCUGCAUCACAAUUACGGUGUAAGUGUGUGUGUGUGUGUGUGUUUUUGUCUGAAAAGAAAGGGGACGGCUUGACUGGACAGAACGACAACACCCAGGGCCACAGCCUCGUCCAUAGGGGGCAUCCUUGGCAUCGCAGGACAUUCACUCAUCCCAGCAAGGUCCCCGUAAGGUGAUCUGUUACAAGCACACGACUCAUUUGGACUCUCUGGACAAUCCAAAUGAGUCCAAAUGACCCCUCCCUUCUUCUCACUUUUCCCCUCCCUUGCUCUUGUGGGUCCCUCAGGUGCUAACCUCCUGCUCCAAUAGCUGAUAUGUGGUGAAGACUGCUCACACGUGGCUUCUUUUGUCUCAGGUCCAGUGAGUCCAAUCUAUGUUUUAAGGAAAUAUCAGCAUAACCUGUGCCUGCGCAUCAUCAAGAGGUUCUGAGUGCAGACACCAUCAGCCAGGUGCUGCAGCUGGGACACCUGUGGCUACUGAUGAUGUCUGAUAUUAUGCAGGCCCACUUCUGAACCCUGUGACCUUUUUAUGUCAAAAGGGGACACGGUGAGCACGGGCUUCUAGCACUGGUCACGAUUUUCAGAGUUAAAGCUUAAUAUUGCAAGACUUGAGCUGUGGUCUCAAGGGAAUUGACCUUGUGGACUUAUUUAGGGUGCGCCAUUUGGAUCCUUAAAUCUUGAACACAGACCAUUAAUGACUGAAGCAAUAUUCAGUCUGAUUGUAAGAAAAAUUAGGUGCUUUUGGAAAACAAAACCCACAGGGGGGUGCUGUACCUUAAGGGUGAGAGAAAAAGAAAAAUGAUGUACUGGAAAAUAGAUUUACUUAUUAAAAAAAAAUUCAAAUAUAGAUACAAUUAUUUUUCAAAAGAGAUUUAUGAAAAUAUGUCAUAGAAAUAUGAGACAUUUAUUAGAUAACGAUGCCUAAAGUGGCUUAUUUAAAACACUAACACUUUGGAUGCAACUGUCCAGGGUGAUAUUUCAUAACUGUUUUUUUCCUAACAUUUCUUUUAUUGCUUAAAGGAAAUUAAGAAGAGGUCAGCAAAUUGAUAACACAGUAUGUUAUAGCAAUUUCUAGCAACAACUACAUGAAAGUAGUUUGUCAGCAAACACUCAGCACUCCAGUUCACUUUACAUAGCAUCCAGUUGUCCCCUCGUUUCAGUCCACCCUUUUAACCAUGUUAUGUCACAAUUUGGCUCUCCCAUCAGUUGUCAUACGACGCACACAUAAACAAUCUGCAAUCAUCAACAUUUUGUCUUUAGUGCUCCUUUUCAAAUAUGAUAAUUUUUGCAUGCCUGCUCUAACGCAGAGCUGCCUUGUGUUCUUUUAUUUGCAUACUCUGAUUGCUGUAUAAUGGUAUUUAUCCAUAUUUGAGAGCGGUUUCAAGUUUUCUUUCUUGCAAUGAAAAAAAAAGUUUACUUCUCAGCCUAAUAAAAAAGCCACAAAGUUCCUGUGCUUUGCGGAAUGACACUUUUUAUUGUCCUACUUCAUUUGGUGUGUUAACCUCUCGUUGAAUUUUAAUUUUACUUCAUUCACUUCAACACAUCAAACGCAGAGAUGCCAUAAGAAAAAAAAAACAUGGGAGCAAUAUUUCUUUUUCUUUUCUAUUGAUUAUAAAUAUACUAUAUAUAAUAUUACACAUGAGAUUGAACUACAUCCUUCUUCCUGUACUGUGUUACGUGAAAUGGCAGCUGUUUCAGUCGUGUGUUCUGCUGUAAUAUUCUAUCGAGUUCCUUUCAACGAGAAAUAAAAGGUUUUUGCUCAGGA
Labrus mixtus (cuckoo wrasse) is the source of this 3267-nucleotide messenger RNA. RefSeq names its product purine-rich element binding protein Ba (gene purba). The record is from RefSeq and is a predicted model, not a curated record. Gene Ontology annotation, biological process: regulation of transcription by RNA polymerase II. The transcript has a single exon. Gene Ontology annotation, cellular component: nucleus. Lineage: Eukaryota; Metazoa; Chordata; Actinopteri; Labriformes; Labridae. The coding region runs from base 40 to 993 and encodes 317 amino acids. Gene Ontology annotation, molecular function: DNA-binding transcription factor activity, RNA polymerase II-specific; RNA polymerase II transcription regulatory region sequence-specific DNA binding; purine-rich negative regulatory element binding.